CUGUUUUGAAUUCAAACAAUUUUUAAUAUUUGACUUGCUAAUCAAUUGCGUAUUUCUUAUUGUUUAUGAAGCUUUCCUUUUUGUGACAUUAAUUUGUGUAUAUAUUGUAUUUUUAUGUAUUGCAGUCAAAAUGAUAACGCUCCGAUCAAUAAACUUGACAAACAAAAGGAAUUAGAUGCAUUUUAUCAUCUCUUUGGCCCAAAGUUGUAGUUUUGGUUUUAUCUUGUGGCGAGAAACACCAAAAUCACACCAUAUAAUUUGACUUUUUUGCCCAACAACUUAACAUCUAACACCAAAAGAUUGUCUAAAAAGCUUAAAUUCCGUUCAUUUUGAAUAUUCAAAAGUAAAAUAUUAGUUCAAACCCGAGAAUCAGGAAAAAUAUAAUUUUUGUGCAAUUUUUAUGGUAAAGGGAAAAACGUUUACCCAAUGAAACGUACGUAUAUAUUGCGUUCGCAUUUUCCGGUAUUUUCGAGAUAUCCGCUUUUGAAACUGGGAAAAACUCGGCAUUUUAAAAUUAUCUUCGGCUUCUUCUUGUCACAAAUGACAAAAAAAUACAAAAACAAUCUACUAUAUUAGAUUAUUUGUCUUUUAAACCUGAUGAGAUGAACUGGUUUAGAGUGCCAACCCACACCCCUUCCACCCAAAACUGACACUUUUGUUACGCUUUGUUUCAGAAAAGAUCAAAUUAUGCUCUUAAAAGUCACUCUCGUCUCAUCCCCAAACAGCCUUGGCCCAAAUCUCGUUUACUGAAACAUGGAGCAGUGAAAAAUGGAACAAACUUGGUUUAAACUUGGUUUUUAUAGCCUAAAAUUUCUUGAUUGUUCCUUCCCCUGACGAUUGGAAGUAAAAAAUAAUCAAUCGAUUGAAAUCCACAGCCCGAUAGGUUUGAAAAUGUCCCUAAAUGUUGCAAUAAUUUUUUAUCCUGUUUGUGUUUUUGUCUGGUUGUGUGUACUUGUUGCAUGCCACGCUAAUACGCACAUCCAGCGACAUGUUAAUUGAGCCAAAGCGAGAUAUGAUCUCUCCAAAAUGCGGUCACGGGCAGCACCCCCAUGACAGACACUGCUGUUUUGUCCAAAAAUUGUGUUAUGUUGCCGUUGUUGUCAUGGAUUUUCCUGGGCGCGAGCGUGCUUUUUACUCUUCUCUGCGCGCUAUCACGUAACAGAUUUUAAACAAAAUAUAUGCUAGGCUCAGUUUUGAAUUAGCUCGUGAUCAGAGAGAGUGUAAAUAUGGUCAAAUCAAGGGAACGACCCGAGAUUCCUGGCUAUGAAAAAGUGCGCACGGUUGGAAAAGGCGCUUUUGGGCUGGCCGUUGUGUAUCGGAGGAAAAUGGAUAGCCGGCUAGUCGUGAUUAAGGAAGUCUUUGUCGCCGACAUCGACCCAGCAGAACGGCAACAGGCCCUCAACGAAGUGCAGGUACUCGCCAGUCUCAACCAUCCCAACAUCAUAAGGUACAUCCGGAGUUUCGAAUGGGACGACUCGUUGAUGAUCGAAAUGGAAUACGCCGACGGCGGCAGUCUGUCGCGCCUCUUGGCUAAAAGAACGGCGCCGCUCUCUGAACGAGCAGCCCUGCACAUAUUCGGCCAGAUUUGCGCCGCGCUGGACCACAUGCACGCCAGGGGAGUGAUGCACAGGGACCUGAAAACAGCCAAUGUUUUUCUGACAAAGAGGCUGGCAGUCAAAGUGGGCGAUUUCGGCAUUGCAAAAGUCUUGAGCACCAGGGCACAGGCCAAUACCCUGCUUGGCACGCCGUUUUACAUGAGCCCGGAAAUGUGCGAAGGAAGACAGUACGGGCCGAAAACAGACAUUUGGGGCGCCGGCUGCAUCAUGUACGAAAUGAUGUGCUUGAAAAAGCCGUUCAUGAGCGACACUAUUCCGAGUCUAGUGUCCAAAAUUGUGUCGUGCGAAUGCAGCCCGCUGAGCUCGGAGUACUCGUUCAGGACGCGCCAACUGGUCUCCUGCAUUCUGCAACGCGACCCCGACCUGCGGCCCUCGGCAGAGCAGCUCUGCGACGAAAUUUUGCCCGAAAUGAUGUUGAGCGCGGAGGAGAAGGAGGCUGCCGACCCCAGCGUCUCUUCCAGGCCCCGUUCUGUCGUCUACAAAUGCAGCCUCACGUUCGACUCGAUGAUGGCGAUCGCACUUCCGCCAAAGGUGCAGCUCGAGGAGAUCGCCGUCAGCGACAACCACUGUCUUGCUCUGACGAAAGAUGGAGACGUUUACGCAUGGGGUCAGGGGAAAUCCGGGCAGCUGGGCCAGGGCAAGAACGAGGGCAGCAAUGAACCAAUCUUCGUGGAGGCCCUGAAAGACCGACGGAUCAUAACUUUAGCGGCAGGCUUCGGUUUCAGCGUGUUCGUCAGCGACAAUGGGGUGGUUUUGACGUGCGGCGACGGCAGCAACGGGUGUCUCGGGCAAGGCGACUACAAUUCCUCAUCUACGCCUCAAAUUGUUGGUAUGCGGAAGGUUUAUUUUUCUCAAAAGCGUUUCCUUAUCAUCCUGUUGAUGGAAGAUGAUUUGUUCAGCGUGGAAGUGGUCGCGGUCGCCUGCGGAAAUGAUCACGUUGUUGCACUCUCGAGGGAAGGAUAUGUUUACAGCUGGGGGAAUACGGGGUUAAAAACCCACGUCAAAGAGUGCCGGCCGAUCGAGCUGUGCAAUUUGAAAAUGGAGAUCGUGAGCAUUCGAGCGGGCCCCGGUUGCAGCGCCGCGAUCGGAAGCGACGGCUCCCUUUGGGUGUGGGGCUGCAACGAUUACAACCGCCUCGGCUUGGACAAAAGGGGCCUCCUGUGCAUGCGGAGGGCGGUCGGCGACGUGGAAACUCCGACAAGAGUGAGGAGGAAUCGGACGCAGGACAUUGUUUUCGGCGAAAAGCAGACGUUGGUGGUUACCACGGCAGGAGAAGUCAUUCACUUGAAUGGCCAGAAUGCUGGACUCGUUAUCCCAUUUCACGGGCCGAUUCAGUUCGCAGGAGUGACAGAGGAAGGUGCAGUGGCCGCGACGCACGACCAGGUCGUCUACUACUGGGGGCCCAAAGCAAAGCACUCGCCCGUUCUAGGAAUGGUGAGGAACAACAAGGUCUCGUCAACCGUCCCACAAGAAGUCCUCUCCUUUUCUGGCCCGUCUGUGGUUUUGGCCGACUUGGUUUGCUGCGGCAACCGAGCGUGGAUUUUGGUCAACACAAUAGCCCCGCUGCCACCUGCCGACAAGCCACUCGACCUGUCCGACACAAGGGUACCGGAAUGGCUUAAAGAGGAAAUCAAGACGUGAACCAGUCGACGCGCUGCUUUUUAAUCUGCUCAAACCGGACUCUUUCAGCCUUUCAGCAUUUCUCGUGUGAUGUGCAUAUCGGUUUAUCUGCUGAAAUCCGCAAGAUGUGGCAUCAUUUAAAUUUUUUAGAGUGGUGUUUUCAGUAAAUUAUCGCGAGUAAGCUUCCAGAGAGUGUUGUUUAGUACAAACUAUGCUAAGAUAAUCCAUUUGUAUGACAAUAAACUAGGCAAAAAGAAAACAA
This is a messenger RNA of Cloeon dipterum, 3498 nucleotides long. Its product is annotated as serine/threonine-protein kinase Nek8-like. The transcript is spliced from 10 exons. Bases 1227 to 3257 code for a protein of 676 amino acids. NCBI's taxonomy places the organism in Eukaryota, Metazoa, Arthropoda, Insecta, Ephemeroptera, Baetidae. Gene Ontology annotation, molecular function: ATP binding; protein kinase activity. Gene Ontology annotation, biological process: protein phosphorylation. The record is from RefSeq and is a predicted model, not a curated record.